GGGGCGCGCGCCCGUCCCCCUGCCGGGUCUGGCGGGGCCGGGCGCCCAGCGCCCACGCCGCCCCGGGUGGCAGUUCCCGUUAACCUUAGCCUCAAAGUCAAAGGGUCCAGAUUCCCAGCCUGGGAAGGGGACCUGGGAGAGAAGAGGGAGACCCUUAGGAUGGGGGGCCUCGGGGCCUCUCGAGGGCCCCAGGUAGGGAGCAAGAUCAGACAGGGUUUCUUGUGAGGGUGGCUGGACUGAGGUGCCCUGGAGGAAGUCCAGCUGAUGGCCAGGAAAGCCCCAUGGUCGCAGCUGCUGGAGCUGGUCUGAGAGCCGCAGGUCCUCAGUGGGGCUCUUUGGGAGUGUGGGGUCUACGGGGCAGCAGGCGUGUGAAGCCAGAAUCCUGUCUGUAGCAGAGGCAGUGCACGGUACCUGGUGGAGAGAAUGAACCACAGGCUGCCCACAGUCCACCUCUGAGCGCCACAGCGCUGCCAGGUGUUCUCUGGUCCCGGGCCUUCCUCCGUGGGCACCAAGAGUUCCUGUCCUCCAGAUGAAGGGGAGUAGAGUAAGUGCCAUGUCAGGUGGCACAGUGUCAUGGAGGAAUGCGAGGUGGAGUUAGGCUUGUGACUUUACCCAGAGUGCCAGGGAAGGCCGCGCUGAGGAGGUGAUCCCUAAAAGCGGUGAGGGGGGCCAUGCCAAGAUCUGAGACAGAGCACCCCAUGCAGAGGGGCAGCCAGCGCAAAGCCCGAGGCUUCUGAGCAGCAUGACCUGUCCCCCAUCAUGUUCCAGGCACGAGGAACCAUCAGGAAAUGUUCUAACAACUGGAGCAUUCACCAACCAGACCGAGUCGGGGCACCGUGCUGAUGCCGUGGGUCCCCCGGGAUGGAGAGCAGCCUGGCUGGUGCCAGCACAGGAGACCGGCUGGUGAUGAAGAUCAAGCAAGAGAAGCCAGAGCGGCUGCUGCAGACGCUGGCGCCGCCGGCCGCGCUUUCCAAGGACAAGGAAAACAUUUUCCAGCAGCCCCUGGGCCUCCCACCAUGCCAGGCUUUGGGGAAACCCCGAUCCUUGGGGGGACAGGAGGAGACUGGGGGUCCCAGGUGGACCCCUCCCACUGAGCAGGAUGCUGGGCUGGCAGGCCAGGUUCCGGGGGCAGCCCCCGCCCCCCUGAGCCCCGUUCUGUCUGCCCGCGAGGGUCAUUUCGUGUGUCUGGACUGCGGGAAGAGGUUCAGCUGGUGGUCGUCCCUGAAGAUCCACCAGCGCACCCACACCGGGGAGAAGCCUUACCUGUGCGGCAGCUGCGGCAAGAGCUUCAGCCAGAAGCCCAACCUGGCGCGCCACCAGCAGCAGCACACGGGCGAGCGGCCCUUCCGCUGCCCCGAGUGCGCCAGGCGCUUCAGCCAGAAGCAGCACCUGCUCAAACACCAGAAGACCCAUGCGCGGCCCGCCACCUACUCGUGCCCCGAGUGCGAGCGCUGCUUCCGCCACCCGGUGGGCCUCCGCAUCCACCAGCGCGCGCACGCCCGGGACCGCCAGGGCGCCCGCGCCGGGCUGUGGGAGCUGCUCCGGGAGUCCGCGGCCUGCGGGGGCCGUCGACUGCGUCCGGGGCCGCCGCGGGGGCGCCCCGAGUGGGCCUGGCUGGGGCUCUUCCAGGGCUGGUGGCGCCAAGUGGGGGCGCAGACCGCCGCCGCCGCCACGGGGCCCGGCGAGCAGCGCCAGUUCAUCUGCAGCGAGUGCGGCAAGAGCUUCACGUGGUGGUCGUCGCUGAACAUCCACCGGCGCAUCCACACGGGCGAGCGGCCCUACCCGUGCCCCGAGUGCGGCCGCCGCUUCAGCCAGAAGCCCAACCUGACGCGGCACCUGCGCAACCACACGGGCGAGCGCCCGCACCCCUGCCCGCACUGCGGCCGCCGCUUCCGCCAGAAGCAGCACCUGCUCAAGCACCAGCGCACGCACCUGCCGGGCGCCCGGGCGGCGCGCUGCCCCCUCUGCGGCCAGAGCUGCCCCGGCCGCGCGGCGCUGCGGGCCCACCAGCGCGCACACGCCGGCGCCGCCGCUGCCCGGUCGCCGGGCCCCGAGCCGCAGGCCCACGUCCCCCAGGGCCGGUCGGCGCCACCGCACAGCCCCCCAUCGGCCCGGCGACCCGCGGACGUGAGGUGGUGCGGAGCGCGGGAGGACCUGGUGGGGCCCGGGGAGCAGCGCCAGUUCAUCUGCAGCGAGUGCGGCAAGAGCUUCGCGUGGUGGUCGGCGCUCACCGUCCACCGGCGCAUCCACACGGGCGAGCGGCCCUACCCGUGCCCCGAGUGCGGCCGCCGCUUCAGCCAGAAGCCCAACCUGACGCGGCACCGGCGCAACCACACGGGCGAGCGGCCCUACCGGUGCGCCGCCUGCGGGCGCAGCUUCAGCCAGAAGCAGCACCUGCUCAAGCACCAGCGCGUGCACCUGGAGACCCUGUCGCCCACCCCCAGCGUCAAGGUCGAAGCGCUUUAGUGCACCUGGACCCGAGGGGACCCGCGGGGGGUGUUUGCGGGGGUGCCUGUGGGGAGUGGCCAGAAUGGUGGCUUUUAGCACCCCAGGGGGUAAGACCCUAUCACAAGGCUCUGAAGGCCUGAGAACAGAAUUCCAGAAGCAUCCCAAAGGGAGACCCCAAAAAGGUCCCCGUGGGCUGAGGGAGGAGGGGGGAUCAGGCAUUCCUCACCCUGGAGCUGGGAUGUGUCCCUGACAGGUUGAGGGCCAACCCCGUAAGCUUCCUCAGGUGGGACCCCAGCCCUCAGGCACCUGUUGGGGGCCGAGGGAGAGGCUCCCUGGUGUGAAAUGGCCCUGGUCCGGACUGGUCAGCGGUAGUGCCGCCUGCCACACGCAGGCGAGGGAGGGGCGCCCAGCACUUCGUGGCCAUUCAACACAUAGUUUUGGAAGGGGUGAGUGGUUCUGUGGCCCUCAACCGUGAUUGUCCCACUGCGAGGGUGCUGUUAUGGCCCGCCUGUCCCGAGGACGGGAAUGGGGAGACGGUCAGGGGCUGGGGCACAAGGGGUGUGGUCUCAGCCGAGGUUCGCUGGCUUGGGAAGGUCCUGCAGCAGGGAAGAGCCAAACCUACUGCUCCCACUCCGUGGGCCUGGGGCAUGCGGAUGACUGACUUGGCUCCUUAUCAUGGCAGCGUUACAGAAGAGGAAAAUGAAGGCUUGGCCAUCUCACAUGGUCUCAUUGUCUUUCUUAAGCUUCCCUUCCUGAUCUCCCAUCUCUGAUCUCCGGGUCUCUGUGUGCUCUGAGGGACCAUUUGUCCCAGGACCAGGGUAAGGAGCUUUGGCCACGAGCAGAGCACCUGCCCACACCCAAUUCUCUUUCCCUCUUCCAAUACAAUUCAUCUCUUUCCACAUGUUCCCCUCAACCUGCAGCCCCCAAGAGUCACUCCUCAUGCUUUCCCAAAGCCGAACCCAGGGCUCCAGCCCAGCUGUCGCUUGGACUAUACUUUCCCACAGGAGGGGAGGGAAUUGUAGAGAGGGGUGGGUGUUGGGGUGCUAGGGUUGGAUAGGUGGGAGGAAAAAGAGGGGACCUCGCUAAUUCUGGAGGAGGAUGAACUAUGUGUACCUGUCUCCCAGGGCUUGUGGGGUUCUCUGAACUCACAGAUGUGUUUCCUUUUCCAGGACCUGGCUGUGUUCACCCUGGCUUCUGGUUACCCCUCUUCCCAGGUUUUGUUUAAUCCCUUUCAUCUGGCAGGAGUUCUAAUUGUAGCAUCACAGAAAGACCUGUGGAGGUGAGGACUCAGCUUACCUGGGGAGCACAGUGCUGGUAAUGGUUAGUGUUCAGCCAGGGCUCUGACUCGUGGUCCCAGUCUUUGAUCAUAAACCAUGCUGUGUGAAAUCUCACGACCAUGCAGGGUAUGCCCAUCCUUCAAUCAGCUCUCAGGACCAGGCAGAAGCCAAAUCAGAAGGGUUUUCCUAGGCCCCCUCUCUGACCCACACCAGCCCUAAGUGCUCCCCUUUCUCCCUGUAAUGCCUGCCUGGCUCCUCCCCCAGACAGUAGGUUUGGAUCUCAUCAAAACCCACUUUAGCCUGGCCAGUGUGGCUCAGUGAUUGAGCAUUGACCUAUGAAGCAGUAGUUCACAUGUGUUGGGCAGGACACAGGCCUGGGUUGCAGGCUCGAUCCCCAGUAGGGGGUGUGCAGGAGGCAGUCAAUCCUCGAUUCUCAUCAUUGAUGUUUCUCUCUCUCCCUUCCUCUCUGAAAUCAAUAAAAAACAAAACAACAACCCCAAACCUACCUUAACCAUGGGGAAGGCUCACGAGUCCUUUGCUUCUUCCUCUAUGCCACUUAUCAAAUCCGGAUACCAACUCAAGUGAGCCCACCUGCUCCAGAAAGGCAUCCUAGAAUACCAUGCCUAAAGAGCGACUGUCUGCAAGGACGGACCUGCAGAAACGCUGGAGCCCGUGGAAGCAGGUGCCUGAGGGGCAGGGCAGAGACAGGCAGGGGAAUUUCUGUACCAUAGCUUGUUAUCUUCCACAAGUGGCUUGUGUUCAGUGAUCAAAUCAGACAGCUGUAUUGGUAGGACUUGGGGUUAAUGAGGCCUAAUCACAGCUUUUUCCCUCCAAGCAAAAUCAUGAGGAUGCCUCCUCACUGACCCCAGGUGACGGAUUCUCUCACCAAUGGGUGCUUUGGGUCACAAUGGGGAUAGGGCCAAGCCCAUCAGAGGUGCAUGACCUGUUGACCAGGACAGGGGAUGGCACACAUUGACCCAUUAACCAAGCCUCCUGCGUGACAGGCACUGUGUCAGACUUCAGGGAUGCUGUGAUGCAUAAGCCACUGUAUCAGUCAGCUUGGGCUGCCAUAAUAAAAUACCACUGGGGGCUUACCCAACGCAGUCUGGAGGCUGGGAAGUUCAAGGUCAAGGUGCUGGCAGAUUUGGUCCCUGGUGAGAGCUUCCUGCCUUGCAGAUGACGACCUUUUCUCUGGGUCCUCACAUGGUGGUGGGUGGUGGGGGGAGGGAGGAAGGGCCCAAAGCAGUGCUCUGGUCUCUUCCUCGUCUUAUAGAGACACUAAUCUCAUCACAAGCAGCCCACACUCAGGACCUCAUCCAUACCCGUCUCCCAAAGGCCCUGUCUCCAAAUGCCAUCACACUGGGGGGCAGGGCUUUAAAUAUGGAUUUUUUUGGGGGGAGGGGGACGAGAGGAGAGACAUGAUUCAGUCAAUAGCAAUCACAGUCUCCCCUUGAGAAGCUCCCUGACCUUCACAGAAUCUCACUGUAAUGCACACACAAUUUGGAACAAUCCAUAUGGUCAGCUCUUGAACACGUUGUCCCAGCCCCAGCUCUCUUAGUGAGGCUUUCUUGUUCUUCUCCUUUAGUCUCACCACCAGGCAGUGACCUGGGCAGGGAAUGAUGCAGGAAAGGGGGAUGGGGACUGUGGGGCUUGUCCAGCAGGUCAUGUGGCAAAUCGACAGCAGGUCCCCGGCCCCCAGUGACCCUAACCCUCUUCCACGGUCACAAUCCCAGGCUUCUCCAAGGGAGGCCUGACAUUGUCAUCUUCAAUUUCCACUGCCUUUCAUUUUCAAAUAAUAACACUGGGUCAGAGAAUAUUUAGGAGGAGCCACACCAUGAAAUCAAAGACAAGAAGGUCAGGCCUAUCCUAGUGGUUUAUAAUUCAAAAUGCUCAGGAGCACGCUGAGAUCAAAGGGUUGCUGAAGGGAACAGAAAACCACCCUGUUUAAAACAUAAAAAUCGUAAAGAACAUAUCCUGUCCAUGGCCAGGCAAGUGCAAGUCUGUGGUGGGGACCCGUGGCCAAGCUUCCAGCAGGCCAUGUGAGCGUGGUGGAGCUGGGGUCCAGAACCGCAGGCACAAUCCUUGUAUUCCACCCUUAGGAGCAGGCCGGGAGCUAGAAAUUUGACUUAGGUCCUUGGAAAGUGGUUGUGCUCUGGCAAGUGCCGUGAGCUUCCAGUCAGCGGUAAGGUGGUCACCUCCUUGCCAGGGUUUGGUGCCCCACUGCUCAGCCCCAGGGAGCUUCCCCUUGGAGAGAGGGCUUGGAGGCCAAGGCAGAUGCGGGCAGCUGCACUGACCUGGGAGAGAGCAGGCCCAGUGGGGACUUGGUAGUGAGUGCCUAGUGUACGUUAGGGAUGCUACUGAGAUUUAUUCUUUUUUAAGCCACUGGGGUUGGGAAAGAAAUAUCCUAGACCUUUUGUUAAGAGGAAUAGUAUUGGGGCUGAGACCAGUAUUUUUUCACAUAUCACUGCCCUGACAGGAUCACAGCAGAGAAGAGAGGGAGAUGCAUGGUGUCCCGUAGUGUGUCCCCUGAGGUAAGACAGAAAGGUUUCUCUAGGUUACUCAGAUCUAGAGGGAGAGGUGCUAGGCCAGCCAGUCCAGCAGAACUUUCUGGGAUGAUGAAAAUGUUCUCUGUUUGCUGCCUGAUGCCAGAGCCUUCAGUCAGUGGUGCUUGAUCACUUAACAUGUGGCUAGUGAUGCCCUGGCUGGGUAGCUCAGGGAUUGGAGCAUUGUCCCGAUACACCAAGGUUUUGGGUUCUAUCUCUGGUCAGGGCACAUGCAAGAAUCAACCAGUGAAUGCACAACCAAGUGAAACAACAAAUUAACGUUUUUUUCUCU
Molecule: messenger RNA, 6560 nt
Organism: Myotis daubentonii (Daubenton's bat)
Lineage: Eukaryota; Metazoa; Chordata; Mammalia; Chiroptera; Vespertilionidae
Gene: ZNF775
Product: zinc finger protein 775
Source: RefSeq, a predicted model, not a curated record